AUGGUUGAUUCCACAAAAAUAAAAAGAACUGUCAACAGAAGAGCUAGAGCUGCAGAAAAACUGAAGCAGGAGCAAUUGCUAUCUGACAAUGGUGCCGAGUCUUCAAUGCCUAUUGCAAAUAUCAUUGCAUCGUGCAUUCAGUCUCGUUUUCACGUCGAUACAUUAGAAACUUUGUCCAAAGAGAUCAAUCUUGUAGGGCUAACAAUCCAGCUCUCGACUGGAAGAGUUUUAAUCAACAAUGCUGACUUGCUGCUAAAACCGACUACGCAUUAUGGGCUUGUAGGCAGAAAUGGAACAGGAAAAUCCACACUGCUUACUGCUAUGGCCAGUGGUGUGAUUGCUGGGUUUCCUACUACAAUUAGGCCAUUGAUGGUUGAACAGAUUGACGAUGCAAGCGAUUGCACCAUCUUGCAGGAAGUGUUAUCUGCCGAUACUUACUUGACCGAUCUCAUGCAUGAGCGUGAUGUCCUUACAACUGCGCUAGAAUCGCAUGAUAAUGCGCAGAUUGCUAAAGCAAUGCAUGAGCUCCGUCUUACUGAUCAGCUUCGAAUUGUCGCAUCAGCAGACAGGACUGCCAGACUUCGAUCUGGUAAACGAGGUUGGGUAGCUCGCCAAGACCUUCUCAAGGCCGAGCAAAACCUCACUAUCAUGGCAUCCAUUUCAUCUCUUUCGCUCCAUGACACUCCAGAAACCCUCCUUCAUGAUGCCCAGGAACGCCUUGCAGCUACAUGCAGUAAAAUUGCUGCUGUCGGUGGCCAUGGCCGUCAAAGUUUUGCCUUGAAGGUUCUUAAAACCAUGAAUAUUGCUGAAGGAAAAACACACUCUCCUGAUCGACCGAUGAAUGAGUUGUCAGGAGGUUGGAAAAUGCGAGUGGCUCUUGCUAAAGCUUUAUACGUAAAGCCCGAUGUUCUCUUGCUCGACGAACCGACAAAUCACUUGGAUUUGGAAGCCAUUGUGUGGCUGAGAAAGUAUAUUCACUCGAUCAAGGACAUUACUGUCGUUAUUGUUUCGCACGAUCGUAACUUUCUCAACUAUACUGUAUCUGAAAUUAUUUGGUUACGUAACCAAUCUCUCUCGAUCCAUACAGGAAACUAUGACGAGUUUGUUGAGAACCACCACAACAGUCAACUGAUGAAGCAACGCAUGCAAAAGGCACAACAGCGUCAAAUUGAGCAUAUUCAAGACAGUAUAGCUCACGCACAGCAGGGAGGAAAUAUGAAGCAAGCCAUGUCGCGCAAGAAAAAGUUGGAUAGGUUUGGGCUGCAGCGGAGUGCAAAUGGACAUCGGUUUAAACUAAACCGAGAUUUGGUUGGAUAUCAUCACAGCGUAAGAGAAGCCAUCACGGUGGACAGAAAAGAGGAGCCUGUUGAGUUUACCAUUCCACUGGCAACAGCACUAAGACAUACUGGGACAAUGCUAAUUGGUAUGGAUAGUGUGACGGCUACCUAUCGUAGUUUACGCGGAUCAGGUAAGCAGAGUGUUGGUGCAUCUGCAGGCCCACAUCAAAUCCUUCAAGAUGUAUCCCUUACUGUAGAGAUAGGCGAUCGCAUUGUCAUUGUCGGACCUAACGGAUGUGGUAAAACCACUCUAAUGGAGAUUAUUGCUGGCUCGAAUAAUGAAGCCAAGAUCAGUGGCCAAAUAAAUCGGCACCCCAAUCUAAAAGUAGGAUACUUUGCUCAAAGUCAUGUCGAUUCUCUUUCGCAUAUCCAUGAAUCUGCCAUUGAAUAUAUUCGAUACGCUAUGCAAGAUCAUUUAUCUGGCCAUCUGGUUGCAUGUGGGCGUGGCGUUGGUAGCAGCUCACUGGCAAAGUCGAAUGGAAAUGAUGCGAUUGUUGGGUUGGACGGAUUGACGGACCAAAACUGUCUCGAGUAUCUUGGUCGUGUAGGUCUUCCAGCGUCCAUCUCUCGUCAGCCAUUAUCAACUCUUUCUGGUGGCCAGUGUACUCGAGUUGUUCUUGCCUGCGCCAUCUCUCAUGCGCCACAGUUGCUAGUGUUGGAUGAGAUCACUAACCACUUGGAUAUGGAAUCCAUUGAUGGGUUGCUUGAAGCAUUGGAAAAUUGGGAUGGAGCUGUGAUUCUUGUAUCGCACAACGAAUUCGUUGCUGAGCAAGUUAGGCGGAGCGAGGCUGGCCGUAUGUAUUUGCUGGAAAAGGGCCGACUGGUGCAGCUAGAAAAUGGAAUUCAGGAUUAUCUCGCAAAGACCCGGCAUAAGUCUGCAAAGCAAUAG
Molecule: messenger RNA, 2226 nt
Organism: Batrachochytrium dendrobatidis JAM81
Lineage: Eukaryota; Fungi; Chytridiomycota; Chytridiomycetes; Rhizophydiales
Exons: 4
Coding region: 1-2226 (741 amino acids)
Molecular function (GO): ATP hydrolysis activity; ATP binding
Source: RefSeq, a predicted model, not a curated record